AUGGCUGAAAAUCCACUGCAGCAUCUUCUCCAAGCGUUUGGCAAAGUCUCAGUGUGUGUUCAAACCCAUCUUUCACAGUUCAUUCUCCGCUCCCAUCGACCUUCACUUUCGCUCAACCAAAAUGACCACUCUUCACUAUAUAUCUCCCCAAACUCGACCGCGGAUUCUCAUCUUCUCCAGUCUGCUGAAAUUUUCAAAAAGGGCAAAUCUUCUGGUCGAAUGACUAAAGAAGAACUUGGAAGGCUCCUGGACUUUUCGUCACACUCUUGCUGCUCAGUAUCCGGACAAGCCAACCAGGCAGCAAAAGAAGGAUGCAAAAGAGCUGCUUGGGAAAGCUAG
Messenger RNA from Fraxinus pennsylvanica, 339 nucleotides. NCBI's taxonomy places the organism in Eukaryota, Viridiplantae, Streptophyta, Magnoliopsida, Lamiales, Oleaceae. The record is from the annotation of a GenBank genome assembly.